CUGAAGAUUUUGGUUUUUGCCUUCUCCAGUUACCGCAGUCUUGCAGAAUUGAUGUUGCAAGGUUGAAAGAAGAUUUUGGAAAAUGGCCUCUCCAUUCACUGGGCCAACAGCAGUUGCUGAUGUAAUUAAAGAUCUAGACACUCAGAUAGCUCUGAUCGGUUUGGGUCCUCACAACCCCAAAAAGAAACAGGAUCUUGAUAAGCUGUAUGAUUUAAAAACUAAAGCCCAGCAGAUUAUGAACCAGUUUGGCCCAUCUACCUUGAUCAACUUAUCCAACUUCUCCUCGAUAAAGCCAGAACCUGCUAGCACUCCACCGCAGAGCUCCAUGGCAAACAGUACUGCUGUGGCCAAGAUGCCUGGGACCCCUAGUGGAGGGGGACGCCUGAGUCCAGAAAGCAACCAGGUUUUAACCAAAAAGAAAUUGCAGGAUCUGGUUCGAGAAGUGGAUCCAAAUGAGCAGCUGGAUGAGGAUGUGGAGGAGAUGCUGUUGCAAAUUGCUGAUGACUUCAUUGAGAGCGUGGUGACAGCCGCCUGCCAGCUUGCCCGACAUCGCAAAUCGAACACUCUGGAAGUGAAAGAUGUCCAGUUGCAUCUUGAACGUCAGUGGAACAUGUGGAUCCCAGGUUUUGGUUCUGAAGAAAUACGGCCGUACAAAAAAGCCUGCACUACAGAAGCUCACAAACAGAGGAUGGCACUGAUCCGCAAAACCACCAAGAAAUAACCUCUAGGAAUGGCAGGGAGAUGACUGCGGUGCAUUUUGGGAUAUCUGCCUCUAAGCUGAAGCCUCCAUGACACCAUCCAUGGGAUAUUUUUUUUAAUGCUUUACAGAGAAGCAUAUAUUUUUAUUAACAGUGCAGCAAUAUCUGACUUUAUGAGGAGAUCUGCCAAAAAACAUUAUAUGCCCCCUUCCUCAGCCCCUCAAAAGAACGCAACAUAUCUUGAAACAAAGACUUUAUCUGUGACUUUAAAGUGGUUUAUCGUCUAAGUGAUUAUCUGAGGGACAGAGCAUCUUGGUCUUGUUUGGGACAGUAUUAGAAGCAUCUCUAGAGGUUUUUGUUUCCUCUUUCGCUCCCUACCAGUUCCCAGUACUUUGUAAUGUCAGUGUUUGUAUAAAUAUUUGCAUUUGUUUUACAUGAAUAAAGAAGAACCAUGGCACAGUCUUGUGCUGUUCCCAUUAAACAAAUAGGGUAUCUCCCAGCAGUUGGAGAUGGACUGCUUGGUGUGUGAGACCUUGGGGUUUGUUUAUUCAGGUUGUUAGUAUUCAGGGUAUGGAGACUGACUUCCCUCUGCUGGUUCCCUGUAGAUCAGGCACUGUGCACCGUCUCGCCUGAAUCAAUUCCUUUGGUUUGCAGGCUUUUAAUUGGGAACACUUCAUCAGUACAUGAUUCACUUUAAACAUCCUAGAGAAGAAACUGGAAUUGUAGACUUGAGUUUUGCCCUGUUCACUUCAGAAAGCAGGUGAGAGGUUCUUCAAAUUACAGAUGCAGGAGGAGAAGGCUGUUGGUUCCUAAAAUUGCCAGUCUUGAGUUCUGGAUUGACAGGGCUGAAACUGCGUUGCCUGGUCCCCCCCACAAAAAAAACCUAACAUGCACCUGAUCCUAAGCGUAAGCCAUCAAAUUUCCAAACUGCUGCAGCACCUCAGUUGAAAUUGCAACAUCUCAUCUGCUUUACACUAACGUAAAUGUAAACAAAGCAAGUUGAGUAUAAUAAGGUUUAUUUUUUAAGAAUUCUGAUUAAAUUGAUAAACUCGAACACCAAGUUGAGUCUUACGGGCUUGACAAUACUAGGGACUGAACUCUUUGAUAGACUAAGCAGUAAUAUAGGGUUUCUUCUGCUGUUUUCCUGGUAUGUGAUGUGGUCAGUCAAAAUCAGGGAUGUGAUAUACAGCUCUCUAAGUGUCUGUAGUUUAUCUCUGUGCCCAGCUAAUAACUAUUUUCAGUUAAAACUUCAUUUCAUUUGGCAGUCGCCUGAAGAGCCAAACAUUUUAGGAAACAAAAAUAGUUACCAAAAUAGAUUAAAUUCUGAUUAGUAUCCUGGAGGUGAAAGCUACCCUAGUCUUGGGCCAUAGGGUAUUUCGAUAUUGUCGAAUGCCAAGAACAAAAGUCAAGAGGAGUGCUGUUGGCUCAGAACCAGAUUGCCAAGUCUGAUAAUUAGGCCUGAAAGGGAAGCUGUUUUACUUAAAUAAAAAGUGCCUCUUUACAUAUUCAAAACGUAGCCUGUUUUCUAAGCAGUAUCCUUUCAAGCAGAGGGUAAGCCUAGCUGUAAGUAGGGCCUCAGGGGCUGGAAGUUUUCAGCCAGAUGCUAUGUAAUCAGGUAGGGCAUAAUGGUAAAACAAGGUGAUCUAGGUUUUAAAACUAGGAGUUGCAUUAGUAGGAAGGGAGCUGCUGGUAUGUCAAGUGCUGUUGACAAGGCUUUCUGUAGACUCUGGCUGAGCAUAUACACUUGGCAAAUACUUUACAAGCAGAACAGCAGUUGGAACGUUUAGUGCACAGAAAAAUGCAACAUCCAUAGAGCUUCUAUCCCCAGGUGUUUAGGUUUUCCCCACCUCCUGAUUCUACUAUGCCUGUACAUGCUGUCUGGGGAUAAUACUCUUGCCAUAUUCAUUGGCAUGGCUAGCAUUAAAUAAUUCCUCCUCUAUUAGGAUAAUAAAGCCAAUGAGAAAUAUGAAUAAAACAUUUAAUCAACA
Messenger RNA from Alligator sinensis (Chinese alligator), 2686 nucleotides. RefSeq names its product TATA-box binding protein associated factor 12 (gene TAF12). Bases 83 to 721 code for a protein of 212 amino acids. NCBI's taxonomy places the organism in Eukaryota, Metazoa, Chordata, Crocodylia, Alligatoridae. Gene Ontology annotation, molecular function: TBP-class protein binding; protein heterodimerization activity; DNA binding. The transcript has 7 exons. Gene Ontology annotation, cellular component: transcription factor TFIID complex; SLIK (SAGA-like) complex; SAGA complex. Gene Ontology annotation, biological process: RNA polymerase II preinitiation complex assembly; DNA-templated transcription initiation. The record is from RefSeq and is a predicted model, not a curated record.